AUGCAAUCGCCCGGAGGCGUAUCCUCUUCCUCUUCGGAGCACUCGGCUUCGGAUGGAUCAGUAAAUUGUAGCGAUGAUUUUAAAGACCCAGUGAAAUCCCAAAGUUUUGAGAAAGUAUUUGACGUCAUAAAACAGUAUGGAAGAUACCAAUUUCUGACCUUCUUAUUGGUCCAAUAUAUCAUGUUAAAUUCUGCUGGAAACUAUUUAUUUGUCUCAUUUGCCACAUUGAAGCCGGAAUGCGAGAUUGGAGAAGUGAAUGUGAGUGCCGUCAGUAUUGCACAUCGUACAAAAAAUUUGUUGAAAAACAAACAUUUUUAUUGUUAAAAAUAUUAUAAAAAGGCAUUGCAUGUGCCUCCAAUACUCCACAUCGUAUUUUACAUUCAAAAACUCAUAAUUAUUUAGUCAUCGUUUUUUAAGUCAUAAUUUUUCAGCAAAUCCCGGAUGUCUGUUCCCGCAUCGAUCAAUGUCCCCUAAACCGAACCCGAAGCCCAUUUUACUCCUUAUAUCAAGACAACGGGUUCGUAUGUCCUCACAGUUAUCUACCCAAUCAUAUGCAAACCCUACAAGCGGUUGGCAGCGGAAUCGGCGCCCUUCUUGGAGGCCACCUGGCUGAUAGUUAUGGAAGGUAAAAUUAAAAUAAAUUACCGCAAUAUUAUGCAAAUUAUGAUGAUAAUACAUGUCAACUAAUUUCAGGAAAUGGAUCACUAACUCAGGGGCUUUUUUGAUGACUUUAUUUGGAUUUGUUGGAGGAUUCUCCCCAAACGCCAUAUUGCUUUUUGUGGCGAUGUUUGGAAUGGGUCUAGCUUAUGGAAUAUUGAUUGAUGCGUUGAUGACACUGACAACAGAACAAGUUGGUCCCAAAUAUCGAAUUAUUCAAACAUUGGCGUUCCAAUGGACCGUUUCUAUGCAGGUAGGCCAACUUCUAGACUUCCAACGAAGACUCAAAGCAAUGGGUUAGAUAAACAGUUAACACAUUCAGUCAGACAUUUGUGUAAAAAAUCGCAAAGCACCAGAAAACUAUUUGUCAUAGAAGGGCAUCUAUAAGAAGAAAAUGUUUUUUGUCUAGUUGACUCUUUCUCUAUACGUGCUCUCUCAAUAAAAGAGAUUGUUUAAUAUACAAAUAACCGCUGGAAAACGCAAACUAGACCUUGUUUAAUAUGUGACCUAGUCCAAACACGUAUGCAAAGAUUUAAAGAAAAUGUGGGCUCUAGGAAACUAUAACUUUGCACCAUUCUAGGUAGCCGCUUUGAUCGCGUGGCUGGUCCGAGACUGGAGAAAAUACUUGCUCCUCAUCAACGGAGUCUGCUCUCCAGUUUUGCUCUUGAUGUACCUCUUCUGGGUGGAAUCUCCUCGAUGGCUCAUCCAAAAACGACGAUAUUCCGAGGCCGCAAUGGCGUUGAAUCGGAUUGCUUGGUGGAACCGGGUCAAUGAACGUUUCGAUGAGACAAAAUUGAAGAAUAUGAAUGUCAAAUCAGAGAAGAAGUAAGAAAUUUUAGCGAAAUAAUAUCAUUAUUCAAUGUUUCAGGGAGCAGACCUACACAUUUGCCGAUUUAUUCGCUCAUAAGCACUUAUUUUCCUACUCAAUUGUUAUGAUCUUGUCAGCAUUAACGGUCGAACUAUGCGGUGGAGUCAUCAUUUUUGAUAUCCAGGUAGGUCUUUAGUUGUUAUCAUUAAAAAUCGUUUUAAAAUUUAGGUAAUUUCAAUUAUCACUUUUUAGAUUUUGGCCGGAGAUCCCUUUCUGAACAUGGUUUUAUACGGGGUGCUUCGUCUUUGGACUCCAUUCUUUAUUGUUUUCGUUGAGACUCAUUCCUCAUCAGUUGGUCGAAGAAGUCUCUUUUUGUAUUCUCAAGGUAAUUAUCAUUGCCAUUUCGCAUAAUUAUCAUCUUUUUUCAGCCUUCAGUAUUAUCUGCUAUCUUGGCGUCAUAGUUUUUGGCCUCGUGCCCAAUGUAUAUUCGGCCAAGAUCAUUCGAACUGUCCUGGCGAUGUCUGGAGCCAUGGUAAACUCUUCAAUCUUUUUCACUGCCUACAAACAGUACAGUAUGGAGCUGUACCCCACUCUGAUGAGAGCCAUUGCUGUUGGGACGUUUGGAGUGGUAGAGAGGAUCGGCGGUGGCCUAGCCCCGCAGCUUGUCAGCCUAAAUAGUUUUGCUUGGUCGGACGCCGCGUUGUGUAUAACAACUGUAAUCAUGGCCGCUUCUUGGCUGGCUGGGCUGGCGGUUUUGCCCGAGACAAAGAAUGAGGACAUUCCUGAUGUGGUGGAGGAUCGAGAGAACGGAAGUGUCAUGUAA
Molecule: messenger RNA, 2288 nt
Organism: Bursaphelenchus xylophilus (pine wood nematode)
Lineage: Eukaryota; Metazoa; Nematoda; Chromadorea; Rhabditida; Aphelenchoididae
Source: the annotation of a GenBank genome assembly